AUGGUUGCGCAGUCGUUGGCCUCGCUGUUGCAGCAGGCGACGAUUGACGAUCAUGAAGAAGUGCUUCAAUCCUGCAAUGCCGUCCUGUCCAAGUCCCAAUCUGAUCUGGAUGCCCAGCACAUCAAAGUGGUUGCCCUCCUAAAAUUGGAUCGCUUUGAGGAUUGUGUGCGCGUGGUGGAGGCAGGAGGCGAUGCACUCAAGAAGAGAGCCGGUCUGGAAUAUGCAUACGCCUUGUACAAAAUUGGAAAGUUGGAGGAGGCCACUGCCGCCGUGGCUCGAGCAGCUGCUAGCAGAGGGACCAGCCAUCUGAAGGCACAAGUGAGCUACCGCGCCGAACAGUUCCACCGAGCCGCCGAGAUCUACGAAACCUUGUCACAAGAUAGGAGCGAUGAGCAAAAUGACUUGAAUAUCAACGCGUGGGCUACCGAUGCCCAGCUGCAGUGGAAGGGACAACCGGAAUUUGUGCGCCAUGACCGACUGUCAAGGGAAGAGCUGGAGUCAUUCGAGACGGCCUAUAAUGCCGCCUGCUUGAAUAUUGCCAAGGGGGCCCUUGGACAAGCCGAAGUGCUCCUGUCACGCGCUAAAAACGUUUGCCGGACAUCGGAGGACCUCACCCCCGAAGACCGAGCUGCCGAGCUUUUGCCUAUCGCUGUCCAGCAGUUGUAUGUCCUGAACCGACUGGGGAAGACGGAGGAGGCCGAGUCAGUCCUUCAGGAAAUCAGUGUGGAGGAUAUCCCCGAACUCUCGACGAAGAAGAUUGCGCGGAAUAACAUUUUUUUGGCUCGCCAGACGACGAUUAACCCUUACAUCCUCUACAAGGCCCUCCACGAGACCCCAGAUGCCAUCAACAAUGACCGGCUAUUUGAUUUCCAGAGUCAUGAUCUGGCGGGUAACUCACACGCUGCGGAUCUUUUUGUGCAGAAAUACGACGGUAUGAUCCGGUCCACAGCUAAGGGCCUUGCACAAAGCCCAUGUCCCUCCGUCGAGGCCACCCCCAACCUCCUGUCCGUCUACAACGCCGCGGCCCACGCACAAGGGCAAACCGGCCCGAAAGCUUUGAAACAGAUCCUGCCACUGUUGGAACGGAGGCCUAAAGAUUUGGGCCUGCUCCUGACGGUGGUCCAACUUUACGUCAGCGUGGGCAACACCACCUCUGCCAUCACAGCUGUGGAGCGCUCGCUGCACAGCCUCGAGGAAUCCAUCUCCGAAGCCGACCAAGACGCUCGCUUUAACCCAGGCCUUCUCAGUGUUCUGGUGUCAUUGUAUCAGCUUGAGGGCCGCAAGGUCCAGAUCCGCUCCACCCUCGCCCAAGCGGCCUCGUACUGGCGCACCAAGCCCGAGCCGCCGUCUGACCUGGCCACCGCCCGCGAUCUCUUCCGCUCCUUGCACCAGAAGGAUCCUAAGGACCGUAUUGCAGUCGCCGGCUACGUCGCGUCGCAGGCCACGCUGGACUACUCGCAGGUGGAGUCGCAGAUCGACCAACUUCCUGCCGUCAGCGAGCUUAUCGCUGGCGUCGACAUCUCUGCCUUGGAGUCCGCGGGUAUUUCUCCUUCCGCCUCCUCGGCUGCCGCUGCAGCCGCCGCUUUCGCUGGGGCUCGGAAGCGCACGGCAGCCGGCAAGGAAGACCGCGCUGCCAAGCGCGUGCGCAAGUCCCGUCUGCCCAAGGAUUAUGACCCCAACAAGAAACCCGACCCCGAGCGCUGGCUUCCUCUGCGUGACCGCUCGUCCUACCGCCCCAAGGGCAAGAAGGGCAAGCAGCGCGCUGCUGAACGCACCCAGGGUGGUGUCGUCACGGAAAAGACCGAGGAGGCUGCGAGCCAACAACAGAAGUCCUCUGGUGGCGGAGGGGCCAGCUCCAAAAAGAAUAAGAAGAAGGGCAAGCGGUGA
Messenger RNA from Penicillium alfredii, 1887 nucleotides. RefSeq names its product signal recognition particle subunit SRP72. Gene Ontology annotation, biological process: SRP-dependent cotranslational protein targeting to membrane. Gene Ontology annotation, cellular component: signal recognition particle, endoplasmic reticulum targeting. The record is from RefSeq and is a predicted model, not a curated record. Gene Ontology annotation, molecular function: 7S RNA binding; protein binding; ribosome binding. Lineage: Eukaryota; Fungi; Ascomycota; Eurotiomycetes; Eurotiales; Aspergillaceae. Bases 1 to 1887 code for a protein of 628 amino acids. The transcript is spliced from 5 exons.